GAAUCAGAUGAACUGUUUCAAUGAGCAGAGUUCGUCGGGGUCUAAAGGUUGAUGGAAUGGUGUUGUAAAAAGAUUCUUUACCACAACGCGUUGUGGUUAUCAUUCGUAUGUGACGUAACUGAUUUUCGUUAGUGCAUCGUUUUAUGUUAUCGAGAUCAACGCGUAAUUUGGCGGGAUAAUCUAGCGACUGUGUUUGUCGCAGGACAACUAACAGUGACAGCUGACUAAUGUAACGAAUGCUCUCAUCUUGGCGUCAUUGCGUACGCUUGCACUUACUUCGUACCGCGAAGUAGGCCCGAUACACUGCGGAAGCAACAUAUAUGCAAUAUCGGAUCAGAUCGCUUUCCAAAGAACUGUACCGGAGCAGUUGCUCUGUAUCUAGCGAUCAUGGAACAAGUGAUCGCAUUAAGUACACAAAAUCCAUUGUCUUUGUUAGUUAAGUUUGGUAUGAUGGCUUGGAACAAUAGCUGUGGUACUGAAAAUUGUUCUGGUCAUGGAGAAUGUCAUAAUGGGACAUGUUUAUGUGAGAUCCAAUUUGAUGGGCCAGAAUGUCAUAUUCCAAAUUUAAGUUAUUAUAUUGCCUUUGCCACAAUGUUCUUUAUAUUAGCUUUCAUUUGCUUGAUACAACUUGUUAUGUGCAUUGUAGCUGAAUGGCAGAAAAUGAAGGCACCAUCAUUUUUAAGAGCCUGUAGGGUUACCACUCAAAAAGUAUUAUAUUUUGUGGUUUUCCUUGCAUCAGUUAUGCGAGGCGCAUAUUUUACAUCAUCAACUGCUUUCAAGGAAGGAUGGUCCAGAAGUCUACUGUCAGCAUAUUACCCACUGCUCCUGAGUGGAUCUUCAUUAAUUGUUUGUUUUUGGGCUGAAGUUGUUCAUUUGAGAGACAUUCGAUGGGACAAGCCUCAAUUUUUGUCAAAGUCCUUCUUGGCUUUUGUCAUUUUCAAUAUAAUAACAUAUUCUCUUUUAUUUGCGGACUUUAUCACAGCUCAGAUGUAUUCACAAAAAGAUCAAAGCUUUUAUACACACAUUUUCAAUGGUUGUUAUGCUGUGUUGCUAUUUAUAGUGGUGGUUUUCUUCUUGAUAUACGGAGUUGAAGUAUUUUUCAAAAUUCGUGGUGGAUUUUUAAACGAAUAUCAAGUUGCUUCCAUAGCAACAAAUAAACGUACACCUGACGAAACAAAAGUUCAUCCUGAGGAACAAGUAACUGCAAAAUUGUUUGAUCCAGUUCCAUCUACGUCUACGUCAGAGCCUUUGCAUAUGCAACAAGUGAACAUGUCUCAAUUGCAUCAAUCUAGAUUUGGAUUAGUCUCACAAGCGUUUAUGUUGUUUAUAAUAGUUGGCUUUUUGUGCAGUGAGACUCUCAGCGAAUUUUGGAAAGCAAAAGUACCAUUAUACAGCAGAAAUUGGCAUGAUGUCGUGUUCCGUGUUAUUGAAGUUGGUGUAGCGCUGUGGUUCCCCUGUGUCUUAUGGAAUUGUAUAAGUCCGGAACAAUUGUGGAUUCUAAAUCCAAAGCGAAUUUUGAAAAAAUUGGAUCUGGAUCAAGGGAAGCAUACAAAGGAGAUAGAACUGCAAGAGAAAGGAUCUCAAGACACAGCAUUUCUUACGGAUGCAACGUCGAUUAAUAGCAAGGACUGUUGGAUUUGUUACGACAGUGACAGACAGGAUGCUGGCCCGUUGAUACAACCAUGCCAAUGCAGAGGCGACGUAAGCGCUGUACAUCACGAUUGUCUUCGCCGUUGGCUGGUUGAGAGUUCUGUAAAUGCUGAUAGCCUAACUUGUAAAGUUUGUGGCACGAAUUACAACGUUGAACACGCGAGUCGAUUGGAUUGGCAAAACGGUUUAACUUCACGACACUGCUUACAAACUAUCGUUAUUGUUACAACGAUGUGUGCGUCCUCGGCUGCUUCGUGGAUAGUUAUUCAACUUGUAGAGGCACCCAUUAUCAAAACGAUCGCUGCUGCUGCUGCACUGCUGAUCAUAUAUGUUUGCAUAAGAUUCUUGAGUUUAAAUACCGUUGUGGCGUAUCAACGGGCUAAAAUUUCAUCGUUGAAUAUCGUUAACAGCAGCAGUGAGAGUAGCGGGAGUAGUGCGCACGUUGCGACAAUUAGUCAUACGAUUUCCGUAGACUUGACAAAGUCAGAUAUGGCUACGAUAUAA
Molecule: messenger RNA, 2154 nt
Organism: Harpegnathos saltator (Jerdon's jumping ant)
Lineage: Eukaryota; Metazoa; Arthropoda; Insecta; Hymenoptera; Formicidae
Exons: 10
Coding region: 388-2154 (588 amino acids)
Molecular function (GO): zinc ion binding
Source: RefSeq, a predicted model, not a curated record